AUGCCCCGCACACUCCCCCUCGAAAUAUACACGAUAAUCAAUUCCUUCCUCCCAACUCUGCGUUCCAAAACCCGCCUCCUGCGAACCUGCCGGACCCUCUACACCCUGCUCGCCCGCCGGCUAUACAGAGAGUUCCUUGCGUCCAGCACUCAACCAGACAUCCUCAAGACGCUGAAUUCUAUCGCGGAAAAGGACAACUGCUCCGCCCUGCGCCGAUUCCUUGAUGCCGGCGCGCCCGCUUGCACAACCGUCCAGAGCUCGAGUUCCAACGCGCCACACACGGUCUGCGAGAUCCUUGGUGAUGCGGUGCGGAAUGGCUCGGAGCAUAUGGUGCGUCUGCUACUUGAGGGAAAGGACCGAUAUGGAAUUGACGUCAAUGCGAUGGACGCUGUAAACGGGUAUAGCUGUUUCGGGACUGCGGUGUUGCGCGGGAUGCAGGGAAUGGUAGGGAUGAUGUUAGAUGCGGGCGCAGACCCCAAUGGCUUCACGCGCCCGGAUGUCGAUGAUUCGCGGUGGGCGGAGGAAUACAAGCGCGAGAGGAUCCUGGUUAAGGCUGUUGGCGCUGGGCGGGGAUCGAAUGGGGUUGUCGCGAUGCUGCUGAAUGCCGGGGCGGAUCCGGCGAUGGAGAGUCGCAAGGGGCAGAGUGCGUUGGCGAUGGCUGCUUGGGAUGGGAAUACGGAGGUUGUGCUGUGGAUUCUAAGGAUCUUGGAGCGUCGGGAGGGGUUCGAUAUGCGUGGUUUUGUGAAUAGGGGUCCUCGGGCGCCCUUGCUGGGUGCUGUUUCUCUUGUGUCUCCUCCGUUUGUACCUGUAGCUGGAGCGUGUGAUAUCCGCGCUAUACGGCUGCUGCUUAAGCACGGGGCUUCGCUGGACUGUCAGGAUGAAUACUGGGGCACCGUGCUGACUGCUGCACUUGAGCGGGGCGAUCCGGAUAUCCUGGAUUUGCUGGUGGCGCAUGGCUUGUCGUUGACGGAUCCACCUGCGAGGAAUACCGGUAGGCGAGGGUACGACGUGUUGACAUUGGCUGUCAUCGGCGGCUCUCCCGAAAUCGUCCGGCGCAUGCUCGACGCCGGGCUGCCUGUUAAACCCCCGGCCGUCUGUAAGGGGCUCACGGCGGCGGUGGUCCGAGGACAGACUGAGAUACUCAAGAUACUCAUUGAGGCAGGGGCGGAUAUUGAAGGGUCACCCGCACUCAGCGAGACGCCGCUGUACUCGUCUUUGUUCUACGGGAAUCCAGACGUUAUCACGACCUUGCUGGAUAAUGGGGCGCGCGCGCCAACUCCCUCCGAGAUCGAGUCUGGACGCCUGUUGCGCCGUGUCGCGGAAUCCGGAGAUGCGUAUGUUAUGCGGAUGCUGCUGCACUGGGGCGCGGACCCGUGUGUGGGAACGAGGCAUGGCCAGACGCCGCUGUGUCUGGCGGCGAUCCAUGGGCGUCCGGGCGUUGCUGCUGAGUUGCUAUCGGAUCGCACGGCCAUGGAGACUUGGACACGGGAUGGAAAGCUCGUGCCGGGACCGGUCCUAGACAGGGGUAUGGGGGAAAGGGGACACUGGCCUUCCCAGGUCGACCGCAUUGACUUGGCUGACGAGAAGGGCCGGACACCAUUGUACCACGCCACCGUCAACGGCUUCGUGGAUAUUGUCCGCAUGCUCCUUGCGUGUGGUAGUAAUGCCGCGAGUGCGAGGACCAUCUGCGACCUCACGGCCAUUGAAGCUGCUAAUAGAACGAGGGCCGCAGCAUUCGAGCAGAAUGAUAAUACCAUGGAGGAGAUCUACCAGUUGCUCUGCGACCCUGACACGGCGAUGCUGGACAAUGAUGUCGUGAAGACUGCCUUUGCGCAGUGCGACAAAUACAGAUAUGAUCGGGUUUGUGAAGUGUGUUCAUGUCCGCUGAGUCGGUUCGGCGGCUGGUAUGUGUGCUGGGAGAGAUGCUGCAUCAUCGAGCAGUGCUGCGCCGAGUGUGCACCGGAGGAGGACAAUGACCAUCUAGAGGUUGUCCAGUAUGGCGAUAUUCCAAGAUUGGACUCGAGGAUAUGA
Messenger RNA from Aspergillus mulundensis, 2031 nucleotides. Its product is annotated as ankyrin repeat domain-containing protein. NCBI's taxonomy places the organism in Eukaryota, Fungi, Ascomycota, Eurotiomycetes, Eurotiales, Aspergillaceae. The transcript has a single exon. The coding region runs from base 1 to 2031 and encodes 676 amino acids. Gene Ontology annotation, molecular function: protein binding. The record is from RefSeq and is a predicted model, not a curated record.